Molecule: messenger RNA, 375 nt
Organism: Paramuricea clavata
Lineage: Eukaryota; Metazoa; Cnidaria; Anthozoa; Malacalcyonacea; Plexauridae
Source: the annotation of a GenBank genome assembly
AAACUCCACAGAAGAAAACACUCUGUGGACAUCACGGCCAGCCUGAACGACGCUUCCAGACAAGAGCUGAAGAAAGGGCUGAUCCCCGAGUGCAUGUCGCCGGAGGAGUCAGAAACAGACGAGGCCAGUGACGCCGAGAGCGGCAGUGAUGAAGAAGAGCGCCAGGAACCGAGGCGAAAAACCAAAAAAAUUUACGUCCGGCCAUUGUCAUGGAGAAGCAAACGCUUCAGUGAAUUCCUUGCCAGCCUUGACCGCAAAGCGCAAAGGAGAAGAUCAGACAAGUCAACAAUGAUGACAAUGAAACGUCAAGAGGGCCAAGUUAUAGUAUGCGAUCCUCCUUCAGGCAUUCCAAAUUGGAUGAAAGUUCUCCAGUAA